AUGGAGGUGCCCGUGGGGAAGGCGCAGCAGCCCUGCGGCAUCUGCAUGGAGCCCAUGGCGCCUUCCGAGGCCCACCGCGGCGGCAGCGGGUGCGCGCACGCCUUCUGUCGGGCGUGCCUGGCGGGCCAUGUCCGCGCCAAGGUCGAGGCCGGCGCGGCCGUCGUGCGGUGCCCGGGCGUGUCCUGCGCCGGCGCUCUCGACCCGGAGUUGUGCCGCGCCGCCCUCCCGGCCGACCUGUUCGUGCGGUGGUGCGGGCUGCUAUGCGAGUCCAUGUUCCUCGGGGCGCGGCGGACCUACUGCCCUUUCCCCGACUGCUCCGAGAUGAUGGUGGCCGACGACGACGGUGGCGGCGUGUCCGAGGGGUGUGUGACGCAGUCGGAGUGCCAGGUGUGCAGGCGGCUGUUCUGCGCGCAUUGCGCGGUGCCGUGGCACGCCGGCGUGAGCUGCGCUGAGUUCGCGCAGCUCGGCGCUGGGGAGCGCGGCCGUGAGGAUCUGCUGCUCGUUGAGGCCGCCAGGGAGUGCAAAUGGAAGCGCUGCCCGCGGUGCCGGUUCUACGUCGAGAAGUCCCAUGGCUGCCUGCACAUCACAUGCAGGUGUGGCUUUGAGUUCUGCUAUGGAUGUCAAAAGCCGUGGAAACUCGAACACGACGGCUGCCCUGGAGAAUGAAGUGUGUGCCCGUAUUGAGUGUUCAAUGUGUUCAAUGACUUAAGUUGACAACCCACUGUAUGCCCGUUGAAACUGAAGCGGGCAACGCGAGGAGAUUUCAUGCACAUGAUCGAGUUUACUUUUUAUUUUGAGCGUGCCGAAUCCAUUUGAGGCUCAAUUAUUGGCUACAUUGUCAUUCUCAGACUUCGAGCAUAUGUUAGUUCCCUGAGUUGAUUCUUCAGACCUUCAA
This is a messenger RNA of Aegilops tauschii subsp. strangulata, 895 nucleotides long. The record is from RefSeq and is a predicted model, not a curated record. NCBI's taxonomy places the organism in Eukaryota, Viridiplantae, Streptophyta, Magnoliopsida, Poales, Poaceae.